Messenger RNA from Pangasianodon hypophthalmus (striped catfish), 13176 nucleotides. RefSeq names its product solute carrier family 8 member 2b (gene slc8a2b). The transcript has 14 exons. Gene Ontology annotation, cellular component: sarcolemma; axon; postsynapse. The record is from RefSeq and is a predicted model, not a curated record. Gene Ontology annotation, molecular function: calcium:sodium antiporter activity. Lineage: Eukaryota; Metazoa; Chordata; Actinopteri; Siluriformes; Pangasiidae. Gene Ontology annotation, biological process: cell communication; calcium ion import across plasma membrane; sodium ion transmembrane transport. The coding region runs from base 417 to 3305 and encodes 962 amino acids.
UCAGCGCGAGCCACAGUGUAGACAAGAAAGCACAGAGUGUCAACAGUGUGACAGCGAGUGCAACCACAGAAGGAAAAAAAAAAAAAAAUAAAAAAUAAAAUAUAAGACUUGAGUAACGGAGCCGGUUUCCAGUGUGCGCUCCAGCACCAUGCUCGUGCCUACGCUCGCCUUGAACUGCACGUUAUAUUCUUAAGCUUAAGGGUUUCCAGUUGCUGAGUUAAGUUGUUUUUGGCAUGGCCCAGAGCAGGACAUGGGAAAUAAGGAAUAAAACAAGACAGGGUGUGCUGUUAUAGGAAAAUAAUCAACUUCAUCUGUGGUGGUGUACAAACUCCUCUGCCCUGAAGACAGUGGGCUGCUUCCUCUCCUUUCUUUGUCUCCGUUUCACAACACGUCACUGCCGCCUAAGGAUAGAAGCUAUGGCACCAUCUUCCCUCAGCUCUGUUGUUUUCCUCCUAUCCUUGUGCCUCCUCCUUUCCCUCCUUCCAUCCUGCACUCCAGAGUCUCAAAGAGAGGAAGAGCUGAACAUUACUCCCACAGUGCAGGAAUCAUACGAUAAUUUGUUGUCCACUAAUGCCAGUUCGAAGCGCUGUGGUGAGGUGGUGGAGUGUAAACCUGGUAUCAUCCUGCCUGUGUGGAAGCCUAACAACCCUGGACUCGGAGACAAGAUUGCCCGUGCCGUUGUCUAUUUCGUCUCUCUGAUGUACAUGUUCCUGGGUGUGUCAAUCAUCGCAGAUCGCUUUAUGGCGUCCAUUGAGGUUAUUACAUCACAGGAGAAAGAAGUUACGAUCACUAUGCCCAGUGGAGAGACGACGGUGGCUACUGUACGCAUCUGGAAUGAGACCGUGUCCAACUUAACACUAAUGGCACUGGGCUCCUCCGCUCCUGAGAUCUUACUGUCUGUCAUCGAAGUUUGCGGGCACGGCUUUGAAUCAGGUGACCUCGGUCCCGGCACGAUCGUCGGCAGCGCCGCCUUCAACAUGUUUGUGAUCAUUGGUAUCUGUGUGUGGGUGAUCCCUGAUGGAGAGGUGAGGAAGAUCAAACAUCUGAGAGUCUUCUUCAUCACCGCCUUCUGGAGCAUCUUUGCAUACAUAUGGCUUUACCUUACACUCGCCAUCAUCUCACCUGGAAUUGUCGAGGUUUGGGAGGCCCUGGCCACUCUGUCCCUCUUCCCAGUUUGUGUAAUUUUGGCCUGGAUCGCUGAUCGCCGUCUCCUCUUCUACAAAUAUAUGUCUAAGCGUUAUCGUGCUGACAAGAGGACGGGGGUUGUCGUGGAGACAGAAGGGGAAAUAUCCCCUAAAGGAGGGGAUAUGAUCUUGCGUGGGAAGUUUCCACCAAGUGCGUCAGCCGGAAUUAUUACCCUGGAACACUGCCAGGAUGGGCCUAAUAACAGCGCAGGCACCAUGGCAACCCUGCUAAAGUCCAGCAGCGCCACCAUUAACAUGGAAAGUACAAAAGAACUGGAUGAGAGCCGCAAAGAGGUUAUUCGUAUACUGAAGGACCUGAAGCAGAAGUAUCCCAAAAAAGACCUGGAUCAGCUAAUGGAGCUCGCAAACUAUUACGCCCUGCUGCACCAGCAGAAGAGCCGCGCCUUCUACCGCGUCCAGGCCACACGCAUGAUGAUAGGAGCGGGCAACGUGCUGAAGAAGCACGCGGCCGAUCACGCACGCCGGACAGCCGCGAAAGAUGUCGAUGUAUCCGAGCACGACGACUACGCCACAUGCAGCCGCAUCGCAUUCGAGAGCAGCCACAGUCAGUGCAUGGAGAACUGCGGCACGCUGAACUUAGCUGUGGUGUGCCAGGGGGGAACCGGCGAGAACACCUUUUACGUGGACUACCGCACGGAGGAUGGCACAGCCAACGCAGGUUCGGAUUAUGAGUACAGCGAGGGGACGCUGGUGUUUAAGCCGGGAGAGACCAGGAAAGAGAUAAAGAUAGGAAUAAUAGAUGAUGAUAUCUUUGAGGAGGACGAGCACUUCUUCGUGCGUCUGCUAAACCUGCGAGUCGGCGACGCAGAAGGCAUGUUCGAAAGUGACGAGGCCGGCCAGGCGCCCAAGGGCCGGUUAGCGGAGCCGCUGGUCACCACUGUGACCAUUCUCGAUGACGACCACGCAGGCAUCUUCACGUUUAGCGAGCACAUUUUGCGUGUGAGCGAGAGUGUUGGCACCAUGGAGGUGACGGUGGUGAGGAACUCAGGUGCCCGUGGAACUGUGAUCCUGCCCUACCACACAGAGCCGGGAACAGCCCAGGGAGGAGGCGUCGACUACGAAGAUGCAUGCGGAGAGCUGGAGUUCACCAACGACCAGACCACGCAAACCAUUCAGAUUAGGAUCAUUGACGAUGAAGAAUAUGAGAAGCAUGAGAACUUCUACAUUGUCCUUGAGGAACCACAGUGGAUGAAGAGAGGAAUCUCUGCUCUGCUGCUCAAUCAAGAGGACCAGGAAGGGCAGCUCAGCGCUGAGGAAGAGGAAGCGAAGAGAAUAGCUGAGAUGGGGAAGCCGAUUCUGGGUGAGCACAGCAGACUGGAGGUGGUCAUCGAGGAGUCCUAUGAGUUUAAGAGCACAGUAGAUAAGCUGAUAAAGAAGACUAACCUGGCCCUGGUGAUUGGCACCCAUUCCUGGAGGGAGCAAUUUGUGGACGCGGUGACAGUCAGUGCAGGAGAUGGAGAAGAUGAAGUAGAGGGACGCGAGCAUCCGCCUUCCUGCUCUGACUAUGUCAUGCACUUUCUGACGGUGUUCUGGAAGGUCGUGUUUGCAUGCGUCCCUCCCACCGAGUACUGGAACGGAUGGGCGUGCUUCAUGGUGUCCAUCACUGUCAUCGGCAUUCUGACAGCCAUCAUCGGAGACCUGGCCUCCCACUUCGGCUGUACCGUGGGGCUCAAGGACACGGUCACGGCUGUGGUGUUUGUAGCUCUGGGGACCUCCAUUCCAGACACAUUUGCUAGUAAAGUGGCUGCUACCCAGGACCAGUAUGCCGAUGCAUCCAUUGGCAACGUCACUGGCAGCAACGCCGUCAACGUCUUCCUGGGAAUUGGUGUCGCAUGGUCAGUCGCUGCAGUCUACUGGUCAAUAAAAGGCGACAGUUUUAAAGUGGAGCCAGGCUCCCUGGCCUUCUCCGUCACCCUCUUCACUAUUUUUGCCUUCAUCUGCAUGGCUGUUUUGCUCUUCCGGAGACGGCCGUCCAUCGGGGGUGAGCUAGGAGGUCCUCGAGUUUCACGCCUCAUUACCACAUUGCUGUUCUUGGGUCUGUGGCUUCUUUACAUUCUCUUCUCCAGCCUGGAGGCCUACUGCCACAUCAAGGGCUUCUAAAUCUUCUGGGUCAUAUACAAAAAAAGGAUUUGCAAAUCAGAUAUUUACUACAAACUACACACCAUAUAGACGGCUCAGAUCAAAAUAUACCAAGUACCAAGAUAAGCUUGGUGAAUUACAAAGCUUUCUGGAGCACUUUCUGAAGAUGAAAAGAAAAAAAAAAUUAAAAGAAAGUUGCACACAAAUGCUAAGAGAACACAAGACACACAAAAACGCAUGAAGAAUGCUUAAAUUGCCCACAUUUAUUACAUAAAACUUUGAGAGAAUAAACAAACUUUGAACUUGGGGUCUUGUGAGCAAAGAUGGAAAUGAAAAAGGCAUUGAAUAUAACAGAAAAUGGUAGCUAAGAUACAGUAUGUUAGCUCUCCCGUUUAUAUGUACAAACCAAAAUGCGAAAACAACCAGAAUUACAUUCUCACUGUCAUUUCAAGGCAGGGUAAAAUAUUAAUUUGGUAUAUUUGGUAUAAACUAUACUGGUAUUUUUUGUGUAUGAAGGGGUGUAUUCAGAUUUUCUGACUUAAGUUCAAGUGACAUUAGUAUUUACGUGGGGAAAGUUACUCGUAUUCAGAGCCGUUUUACGCACAUGGUGAAGUCGAUUUUGUGGGUGUGUCAUUCCGAUGUCAUGUAUGCAAAUCUGUCUUGAGUAGAAGUAUUAAGACCACCACCUUUACACACAAACACUUGCCUUUAAGCCUCCAAAAAAAAAAAAAAUCAGGGAUAGAAAGUGCAGACUCAAGAAGCAGAACUUUGCUGUUACUGUAAAUUGAAGUAACACAAUUUAACGAAGUCACAACAUUCUCAAUCGAGGACAUGAAACCGCCAAAGUGUGCAUGGGAUAGAAUCGAUUUUACCAAGCUUUUAUUCCACUAUUUUGAUUUGUCAAAUUAAUCAAAUAAAGCCAUUGUUUAUGUUAAGUCGAUAUGCUCUCCCGUAAAGCAGACAUGCCCACAGUUUGAAGGAUAAGCUGACCAAGCACUAAUCUGCUACGCUUAUGGCUCACUUUAAGUAAAUGUAUUUGAUAAUUGUAAACAAAAAUAUUUGGUCAUUAAGAUAAGCAGUGUCAAAGAUUAAGAUGCUGACUCCUCUUAAAUUACAGCCCAAAACAAAUUUCAGCAUGACAUAUUGUGACUACAUCAAACCGUCAGACAGAAGCACUGGAUUCAACACUGCUCCUCGCGUGAGCUGAUAUCCUGCAAGAAAAAUGCACUUAUUAAAAUUCUAAUUCAAAAUUACGCUUAACUAUGAAACUCCUCUGUUUUCGGCAAACUCCACCAUGCAUGCCCAACUCUUGUGUAACUUCCCAAGUCUGAAUACUCGUGUGCAAUUUUUAGUAUAACUGGAAUUAAACUCUGAAUAUGGCCCACAAUCAAUAAAAACAAAUCCUUUUAAAAAAACAUAUGAUAUAAAGCCCUAAUUAAAACUGCUUAAAGAGAAAAGAAAACCAAGGAGUCAUGGUCAUCCACCAGGAUCCACGGUUGAAGGAAUGAAGGAAUUAUGAACUACAAUAAUGUAUAAACUAGCAGUACUCUACUUUCCAGACAAUAAGCCCCGCCCCACUCCACCACCUAGCGUAAAAACCCCUCAUUUAUUGUAUGGUUGAGUCACUUUAUUGUAUAUUUUGCAUAAAUGUAUCAGGAAAAUUUGAUACAUAAUGUUAAAUAUAAUAGUACAUAAUACAUAAUGUACUACUUCUCAAAAGGUAUGUCAGAGACUCCUAUUAGGCAAGUUAGUUUUUAUCCCGUUAUAAGUGUACUGCUGCAUUACAGUCUUAAUAUAAAUCUGUGUGUCUGUAUUCAGAUUUAAACCCAAAGUGGUUUAAACUAUGUGCCUGGUAAGACUGAACAACAAAACCAAACCAAACCCAGAGGUAGAAAUGUUAGCGCUGUGAGAAUGGUCUGUGAAUUCUGGCUCUGACAGUUCCUCAACCUCAGCUACAUCACUCCAGUUCAUAACUGGUCUCAAAUACAGAUGUAUAAGUGGGACUAUUUUUUUUUUUUUUUAAAUUCCAUAGUUAUUGUUUUUGUUUGUUCCUGUGAGCGAAUUUAGUUGGUUGUAUUUCCCAAAACAUAUACAAAUUAUUAGUCUAACUUAAACCACUGUGACCCUGACCAGGCAGUUACUAAGGAUGCUGUAACAAGGAUCGAGAUGGUCAUUGCUAAACACUGAUUUUGUGUUCUCAUGACCAUUUUUUUUGUAUUUAUUUGAUUAUUUGAAGUUAGUGUUCAACAGGUAGUUUUGAAACUUCACAACCCUGAAAAAUGACCUACACCUUGGGUCUUUGGGUUCUUCUUUACUCCAACCCCCGUGUUGUUAUGGAGUCAGAAUGCUCAUGUGUCCUCUUACUGAAAAAUUAACUGGUCAAGAUUUUGGAAUUUUUUAUUCAGUGCUUAAUGGUAUGUUUAACUGCUUAUGUGUUUUUAUAAGCAUUACCCGACUCAUGCAGCUCAGUAAUCAUCUGUUAUUUUUGUACUGAAAACAGUUAGCUAAAUCUAAUAUUUAUAUUGAUAUUUAUUUUUAGGUGUGUCAGUUUUGAGAGCCGAUGCUAUUAAAAAAAGAGGGAGGAUCUUUAUGCUGGUCUUAUAGUUUGGAAAAUACAAAAUGUCUAUAAACAAUGUGUUGCUAAAUGUUCUAAGACUAGAACACGCUAACAAACUGCUCUUCAUUGCGUGACAGCUUGCUCCAGUGUCAGUUCAGUGUGUUUUGUAGUCUUAAGAACCACAGAAGUUAAUUUUACAGCCAUCUGCUCACAUUAGAAUGUUGUUUUGAGUUGUUGCACAUUUAAAUUUUGCAAUUUCUACAUUCUGAGUUCUGAGCGUUGAGGCUUUUGAACUGGUGUAGAAAGACUUGGGAAACUUGGAGCGGUCUUUUAUGAAUACUACUGUACCUGAAUUGUGUAACUGAAGUUUAGUGUUCUUCCUGUAACAUAAACCUGUGCAUGGCAAUGCUAUUUCAAACACUUUGAAUUCAUAAAACAGUUCAAACCAGUUGUGGCUUGUCUAUAGGGGCAGAUAGUCCAGAACCCCACCAUAAACAAGUCCUCAUUCACAAGUCCAUACAUUUUAAUCUCUACUGAAAUGCUAAUUACCGCUUUUGAGAGACCAAAUAUUUGUUGAUAUUUGACAGAUACAAGCUGACAUUCCAUUGAUUUGGUGAUCUUUCUACAUAGAUGUUUGCUUACUGCCCCAUUUAGCAGUUAUUGCACCUAGUGGUCAAAAAUUGGAACUGCAACAAAUGCUAACGGGCCCAUUUGAGCAGGAAUCACGCAGGGAAUAAAAGGGUUGCCAGGGUCAAGUUUUUUUUUUAAAUGCCAAAUAGAGAUAGUUUAAAAAUACUCUGCCGCCAAGAGCCAUUUCUAUUUUAAGAUAUAUUGCAAAGGGGAGACACAUUGACCUUGUUUCCCAUGCAAAGGCUGAGAAAAAGAAGACAAAGUUAGGCUUGUUUCAGGUCUUUUGUGUGGUUUUUGAGAUGUAGUUGGGCUGGAAAUUUAGCUGAAACCUGCCAAACCUGGUUAAAGAUAUUAGCUCUUCUGUGUGCACCUUGUAGAUGAUGAGAAACAGACCUGCUGUAUGGAACACAGUUGAACAAAGGUACAUCUAAAACCACUCAAAUGGUUGCCAUUCUGAGAACACUGGACAUGAAUUGGGGAAUACCACAUUGUGCACCAUGCACACACAUUCCCACACCCACUCAUAUCUAGGUGCAAUUUAGCAUAGCUAAUCCACCUACUGGCGUGUUUCUGGGAGGUAGCCCACGUGGAAUAAAGCCGAACACACAUGUUCAUUCAUUCAUCUUCAUUAACAGCUUUGUCUUGAGCAGCGAUGCAGUGGAUCCAUCACUGGGCACCAUGCACACAUUGACAUUCACACACUCCCAGGGGCAAUUUGGCAUAGCCAAUCUGUGUUUUGAAGCUGUGAGGUGGGACAGCUACCUGCUGCACCACAUAUUUUAGUAAGGAAUGUAGAGGGAUUAACAAUUGCAGUGUAGUACGCAAACUGCUCUGUGCACUACACUGAUUUUGCAUUUUCAUGGAUUCCAGUCCCGGCACUGUUAAGCAUGAUGAAUCAUUAAUGUAGGAUGUAAUAAGUGGGGUAUUGAUUGGUCCAGUGUCUCAGUUUUUGUUCUAUUAUAAAAGCACUCAGUAUCAGGACUUAGUAUUGUGUAUAAAGCAAGGUUAAAAAAAUCUAUUCUUCUGUCUAUUCUUGUGUGUAAUGAACGGUGUGCUAGGCUAAGCUCCAAGCCAUGCUCUUGGCAGUCUUUAUUCUCUGUGCAAGACUAGGCUUUACCCGUGUUGUAUGUUUGGUCGUGUUUUAUCUGUUGAGUAGUUACGCAUAAAGAUGCAUGUACAGUAGGAGUACUAUUUGACAGAACUUGAAAGACAUGCAUGGGUGGUUGUAUAAAAUGUACAGUGCUUUAAUUUAGUUCAGUAGACAAUAUGCACUGCACCAGAGUACAGGUUCUAUGACUCGAAGGCAAUCUGUCUAGUAUAUACCUCUAAAAUGGCAGAUAUAACAGAUAUAGCAGUUUUGGAAUCAGUACACAGUCAUAAUUACAGCCUCUGUUAUGCCUUGACUUUUUCCACAAUUAGAUCCAAGUUUAGCAUGGUGCAUGUUAUGGUGGCUUGAAAAUGUAUUCAGCCUGCAUUUGUGAUAAUAUCAAUGUCUCCCCCCCCUCUAUUUGUGAGUCCUUGUGUUAUGUAAAAGAAUAAUUUAUGCAUAUUUAACAAAUAUUUUCCGCCUCUGUCAGUGCCACCUUGGGCAUCAGUAUAGCAAUAAGUGUAUUUGAAUACAUCUUUUUUUUUUUUUAACUUUAAACUCAAAGCAAUAUUUGUCCAUUAGUCCUUAAAGCUGGGUCAAGUUAUUCGGGUGACGUGAUAGAAAGUCUUGUCAGAAAUUGUCAACUGAAGGGUAUAUUUAAGAAAAAAAAAUUUGGACACCGUUAAGACAUUCCAGUGUUGCUUUUGCAGUGUGCUUUGGAUGAUUUUCUGCUGAAAUACAAAUUUUGUUUCAGAUUAAAGAUUUUGAGUUUAGCAGCUGUUAGAUAACAGAUUCUCUGUGAUGACUGAUUUUCAGGCAGAACUAUUUCUGUGUAACCCAACCUAAAUAGAGUUAGGAUUUAGUGCUGUAUUACUGUGUUUUUUGCCAAAUUUGCCACUUAACCUCCUCCUGCACGAGUUGCUACUGCCUCCUCCGCUGUGCCUCUGUUAACCACCUCCAGUGAACAUGACAGAUGCAGAUGGCCUUUGUGUUAUCCAAGUUAUCUGUAACAACUUUACCUCUUUGCCUCUUUAUACAAAUUGCCCCAUGCCUGCUUACACUACAGCUGUUGCCAAUGACCCAUUGGGGAUUCUCCACCUUCUAGAUGACUCUCAUUUCUCAUCCCUCAUUUCUUUCCAAUUGCAGGCCUUUUCACCUUGAUCUUAGCCUUCCAUCAUCUUGACAUUCCCCCUCUCUUUGGAAGAGACUAGGGGCCCCUUUACCAUGCUGUAAUUGUUCAUGCAUUAGAUCACUGUCUUCUUUCAGACCUCCCAACUGGAUUGUCCUUUCGUUAUCUUACAUCCUCAGAUGCCCCCAAUACACCAAAGUCUUCCCCCUCUGGUCCACCUCAACUGUGUGAUUUGCAUUAUACCACAUUAUACCAAUUUCCUAGUUUUGCUUCGUUAUCUGGGAAAUUCAUGUUUGGUUCCUUCAAGUUCAGCACUUGAACAGUAUCUCAUUCAUCAACCAGCAUGUUCUGCUGCCCCUUAACACUCUUUACAGAUACUGCUUUAUCCGUUCCCGUUGUGCAAUUUCUUCCACGCUAUUAUUGCUUUCCUUCCUUGGGUGUAUACUUAGACACAUUCUGAUAACUUCGUAGUUAUCCACGUCAAUAAUGGACACUCCACCACAUCCCUAAGCCUGAAGCCUUUUGUUGGUCAUCAAACUUGCCAGCAGUUACCAGUUAUUCCAUUUACAUAGGGAACUGAAUAUAUAGUUAUUUCUAAUAUUGACCUGUACCUGGCUUACUCAAAAGUUCAGAAGAAUUUCAGAACUUUGUUACCUUAAGGUCCUUAUUCAAGAGCCCAGCUCACAAUCUUCCAAUCAACAGCCCAGAGAUUAAACCACUGAGCCUUCACUGUCACCCUUCAAACUUUUGCCAGUUCAAAUUUGGCAUUUACUUCUCUAUCAUAUGGAAGAAUCCCCUCAUGCAUUUGUUUCCACAGAAACCAUCUUUCUUCUUGCCUUUAAAGGCAUUGCCCUUAAACCAACUUUAAAUGCAUGUAAACCUUCAUACCAUCCUUGCUUCUCAAAUCAUACAGUCCUUCCUCCAGUUCAGAACCUCACAAAGCACUCUAUGGUCUGGCCUUUCUCAAAUUGGCUCCAUUGUUGCCCAUCACUGAUUUCAGAGCCAUCUCCCCAACAAGUUGGGGCAAAUUUCCGAAAGUCUUGUUCGGGAUUAGUGCAGUGUCCUCAGCAUCCAGGCAAGGACUUCUCGAAGGUACCUUCUCACUCCUUGAGUGUUGGUCUUCUGAAGUGCUUCAGACUCACCCUGUCCAACGUAUUGGGCAUUAAUCUGUCCAAGCAUACAACAGCUAUAUCCUAGACCUUAGACUAUCCCAUGAGCCUAUAAAAGUCUCAUCAAUUUAACUAUAUUAAAGUUCAGGAGUCUGGCUUUCUAGCAAAAAGCAGGAUUCACAGAGAAAUCCUCAUACCAUUAAUGGCUGCAUGGUCUACACUCACAAAAUAGAUAAAAGACCUUGAAAAUCUACCCCCCUCUUAGCUAGCUUCCCCUAUAAUACCAUAUACCCCUUCAGUUUCCUGUGACAAAAUUUUUUUCCCAACCCUGGUCUUGCAGUACCCCCUAUCCUGCACAUUUAUUGUUGUCCCUGCUCCCAACAUACCUGAUUCAACCAGCUGAUAACCUCUUGUUGAGUUGAAGUGGGUGUGGUACAGCAGGCAAAACACUCAAAUGUGCAGGAUAGGGGUACUCGAGGACCCGUGUUGGGACCCCAUGUCCUACUACCCGACAUAUCGCUUGUAGGUGUGGUUGGCACUUGCAAAAUGGAUUGGUCUUAGCAAUAGCAAUGAUUAGUGUUUCUCUAUAAUCUUGUUCUGCCUGUCCUGAAAUCUCUUUCAUACUAAUUUUCAGGUUUCAUUUGGAACUCGAAUGAAGAGCGUUACAGGUACAGCUAGAAAAAUUCAACAAAUUGGGACUUCUAGGGUAAUGCCUUCCACUUAGAACUGUCACUCUGAUUUUUUUCUGUUCUGUUCCUAUUUAAUUCAUUCAUUCAUCUUCAGUCACUACUUUAUCCUGGUCAGGGUUGUGGUGGAUCUGGAGCUUAUCCCAGUAAUACCAGGCACAAGGUGGGAAUAUACCAUGAAUGGUGUAGUCCAUUGCAGGGCACCAUGCAUACACACAUUCACACCUAGGGGCACAUAGGCAUCCACACACAAUCCACACACUGGCAUAUUUUUGGACAGUGGGACGAAGCCGGAAAACCCGGAGGAAACCCACAAAUACACUGACAUAACAUGAAUUUCUGCACAAACAUUUACCCAAGCUCAGGAUCGAACCCCCGGAGCUGUGAAGCAGUAAUGCUACCAGCUGUGCCACUGUGCCACCAGUGCUGUUUACGUUUUCAUAAAAGGCAAAAUCCACAUUCUAAUCUUUAAGAGCACAUUCCUUUUAUAGCCAGUUGAUAAUGUAAACCUUUACAAAUACAAUUUUCAUUAAAAAAAUUUGCUGUCUAGGGCUCUUGAGUGGUGCAACGGAAAAGUAUUUGCCCUAUUGUUGGGAAAUCGCAAGCUUGAAUCCUGAUGAUGUCACAGCUAUCCGUGGCCGGGUUAGUAGCUGUCGUGAGAUAGCGGAGAGCUGGCUAAUGGAUGGGAAUGGACAGAUGACCAAAUUGGGGAGAAAAUGGGGGAAAAUAAAACAAAAAAUGGAAAAAACAGAUAUCUACUAAAAAAACAAACAAACAAACAAACAAAAAACACAUAUGCCCUAAAAGAUUGUUUCUCCUUUCUAGGCACAUAGUCAUUUUUUAGCCCCUUAAUGGCAUUGUAGCUUUUUCAGUGCUGUUAUGCUGUAACCUAUGUAUUGAGCACACUACUAUAUAUAGAGAAAGCCAGAAAGCCAUUUAGAAUUCACCCUGAAUGUGUUGAGGCACUAUAAUUAUUUGCCGUUGUUGUUUGCUUUAUGGUUGUCUGGACCCUUCAAGUGUUUUAGCAUUUUGUGUUGCAGAAAACUGCUGCUGCUAGUAGAUUAUUACAUCAAUCUCCCCUGCGUUUUCUUGUCUUAUUUGUCGUGGUAGGCAUGUCUGAGGUUUUAAGGACAUUUCAAACCUUGAAAUCUUAAGGAGUAGAAUGACUUUUUGUACUGAAAAUGAAACAUGCCGUAACUCAUACAAGUGUUUAAAGUGCCCUUUAACGUCAAGGGUUUUAUAAGAACAUUUUAAGCUUUUCCUUUUAGGUAAUAAUUAUAUGUUAAGGUUGAGAUGUUUUUUAUAAAAAAAAAAUGUCACCAAUAUUGAAUUGUAUUAUUGAAUUGUAAUAUAAAAAAUGUAACCUGCCAAAUUCACGAAGCCCAUUUAUCAAAAAAUGAUCACGUCAUACUGUAGCUUGGCGCGUAAAUUACGAUCAGUUCAAACAGACUGUUAUUAAUUAAAUGAAAUCCUUUUUGUUUUGGUUUGUUUAUUUCGGGUAUGUUUGUGUGACUUGAUUAUUGCCAUAGGGACUCGUUUUAUUAUUUUUUUAUGUGUUUUACUUGUGUAAUGUACCAGCACUGUGUUAUAGGUUCUGCUAUUUUUCUCUGGACACAACAGGAACCCAAAUGGAUCGAGACAACAAGUGCAAUAUAAAACCUGACUUUUUUUUUUGAGGGCAUGUACAAAACUAUUAAUAGAAAAAAAAAGUCAUCCCAAAUGCAAUAAUUAUUCAUGUGUUCAUUGGCCUAGUUAAACAAAUUUACAGGUUUGUAGAUGGAUGUCAGCCUUUAUUAAGUUUACCAAAGUCACGUUUAAUUUAUUUCCCUUAAUGUCAUGCUUUGUAUUACAUGUUUAUAUAGAUUUCUAACCCUUUAAAUACGCAUUUUCCAAUUUUUAUGUGUCUUUAAAUUUUAGAGGUCAUGUAAUGGAAGUAAUGGUUUUGAUUGAUAUUUCUGAGAUAUUUAGAUACACUUAGUAUGUUGACUUGCUUAAAAAGAAACCAUAGUGUAAAAUUGAACUGAAAACUAUAUUAUUCUGUUUGUAUAAAUCUCUAUAUCUCUCGUUCUUGCGUGCACACACACACAUACACACACACACACAUAUCGAGCAACUCCAGUAAUUUUCCUUGUUAGUAAUUUCUACAGGAUUUGUAGAUUUGUAUGGGCUGGAAAAAUAUUUCCAAAUCUGUUCUAUAAAAAAAAUCUGCUUUUUUCUAAUAUCAAUUAAUUAAUCCUGUUCAUAAAACACAAUUUAUGAUACACUUAGCCCCAAAGGCUAUUUGAUUCUUGAAAAAAAGUUAUUCAAGUUAUACAAGUAUGUUCCAUGUUCCUUCAUAGCUGUUUUUUUGUCUAUUAAAGGUGUUUUGCAGGGUUCAUUCGUGUGAAUUAAAGAAUGUGAGAGCAUGGGUCUCUUAGCUCCAUGCGUUGUUUAAAUGUACUGCCUUAAAUGUAAUGUUUCAGUCCACUAAGUCAUCUGGCAUUUGAUGUUACUAGAAAUGUGUUUGCACUGUGCUGUUCUGCAUGUCAUAGAUGUGCAAAAAAGCAUGUCCAGUUUACGUGCAUGAUCCGUUUUCUGUGUUCAUGUUUAUUUUUCUUGUUUUCUGAGAAAAAAAAAAAUAUCUGAAAAGCAGUUCUUAAUGCUUUUAUAUGGUUACCAUUUAAGAAUAAACAAAAAAAAUGUUGUGAAAAGUAA